AAUGAGGAUAUUUUUUCUGUACCUCAUAAAAGUCCCGAGACAGAUAGCAACUGUUUUAAAAACACUUUGAAGAUAAAGUGCAAACUGUAUUAUUCAGUUUUUCAAAGUCUGGAACGCAAACUGGUCAUUUAGGUAUCUAUGAGCAGGUUCUACACCAGCUCUUCUGGUAUGUAGACAGAUUUUCAAAGUAGAUAACCUGUGACAGAAUGGUAGCAGUAAUAAUCAUUAAUGAUACCUAUGCAAAACAUGGACAACAGCAACUAAAAAUAUGCACAGACACAUAUCAAUAGGAAUUUUUAUUGUUUUUGCAGUUUGCCAUAUAGUGGUGAUGGUGACAGGGGCGUGGUUCUUUUUUAAAACAAGAAGUUGUACUUACUUUCUUCCAUUUUUGAAGGACUGAGAGAAAUUUUUUGGACACAUGGUGAUAGAAAAGUGAAUUGUGUUUGAGCAUCCAACUGCUAGAAAUGGGAUUUCAUAGAAUCACUAUCAAAAUGUUAGAGCAAUAGCAUUGAACAAUUAGUUAUCUCAUGCUAGGAUAUGUUUGAAAAAUUAUGCUUGGAGGUAGCAUGAAUUAUUUUGCUAAAUACAAAAAAUAAUACACAGUUACUCAGUGGGGAAACAUAUGUAUGUGGGGAGGCUCAUGAGCAUUCUCUAUAGCAGAAAUGACUUAGGUAAUUAAAUUACACAGAAGAGAGAAAGGAAAGAUUGUGGCCCUGUCCUUCAACCUUCUGAAACAUUUCAAUUAUUACAGUGUGAAUACACAAAUCCCCAGGAUCAGAUCCUUAAUGUACUAUUUUGACACAAUCAGAUCACUUAAGUAUUUUUUGAAGUCCAUGGAUAAAUUAAGUUUUCGUGAUUUCUGCAUAUAUAAUUUCUUGCUUCAAUAGCAUGAGUUCUAUACAACAGUCUCAUUAAUAUUUGGAUCUGGGAUUGUGUGCUGCUUCUGUUGAAGCCAAUGGCAAAAUUGCUGUGGGAGCAAGACUGGGUCUGUAAUUAAGUAAAUAGGGUCGACUGUUAUUACAUUGUUGAAUUGGCACUCAAUGCCAUUAACAUCAACCAACCAAAAAAAAAAAUCUUUAACAGUGACUAAUGUAAGGCAGUAUUAAAUGUUGGUUUUAUAACACUUUAUGAGGGAGUGAUAAAGCAAUUGAAAAAUUAAUCAUAAGGGAAAAUACUGGAAUUUGAAAUAUAGUCAGAGGAAUCAUUACAGUUCAUUACUUUAUGUGUAAAUACUGAUGUUUUCCAGUGGAAUUAUAAAAUGCAAGUGAAGUGAAAUGGCUGGUUUCAUUGAAGGCAUUUUGCCAUUAUCAUCAGAUGGAUUUGAUUUGUUUACAGACUCAGCAUUGGGCUGAUCUACAUGGAGAAGUAUUAAUAAACAAGGGCUUUGCCUCCUGUUUGUAAAGCAGCAAUUCCAGUUGCCAUGAUAAAAGUUCUCAAGGAAAAUGUGGAAAGAGCUAAAGAUUUAUUAUUGUUUUGCUAGUUCACUAAAGUGAUGGCAUUUGAACUAACUACACAAAUAGCAAACCAGUAAGAAUAUGUCAGUGGGUUACAUGUCUGUCUCAACAGCUUCACUGAUGGACUCUGGCAGAGAGCAAAGUUGAAUACUGCAUACAAAAAAAUGUUAGUUUUGAUACACACUUAAUAUUUGCUGUAGACUUGCAUGCUACUUACGUUCUGUCUAUUUGUGCCAGGAACAACGUGUACAGGAGGGAGGCUGGCCAAAACAGGAGUUGUCAGUGCUACAGUGAGCAGAUUGUACACUGGAAUGGCCCAAACUGCAGAAGUUCCGUGGAACAAAGGACAUGAACUCUGCAGGUUGUUGGGUUGUUAAGUGCAGCUCAGUGCCAGUGUUAGGCUGCAGGAGAUCACGGCUGGACGUGCAGUUGAGUUUUGAUACAUAGAUGGUCAUACUGAUGAACUAUGCCAUUAGUCUACAUUCAUGUAGGAAAAGGAAACCAAACCAACAACUUUUAGCUUAUUAUCAUUAUUAGUAGUAUUUUUCCUAGAUUGCAGUGUUGGACAAACACCAAAGUGGAAUCACUUUGAGCUGGACACCAUACAAGUAGACACAUAGUUCUCAUCCUGAAACAGUCUUGUUCAAGACUAAAUGUAUUGCUUCUAUAUCACGUGGAAAUGGAAGAUUGGAAUAUAAGAGGGAAAAAAAGUUGUAUUAAAUCUGUGUAGGUAUAGUUUCAUUCUUCUAAAAUAUGCACAAAUCCUAUGUUUAUAAGUACUUCCUUGCUGUUGCUACUGUUUCAAGUAAGCAUAGAUGUUCCAGGGUGUAUGGCAGAUAAAUAAUAGAAAAUUAUGAAAUAUGCAUAUUGGUAUCCCUUUUUUAAGAGAAUAAAUAUUUUUAUUUGGGUUUGAGUGUAGCUUUCUAGUACUGUUAAAUUCAAUAAGACUUCUGUAUUGGUAAGGCCUUGAAAUGUCACAACAGUUGUUCUGAACCGUUUUGACUUCAGUGGGAGUUGGCUGAGAAGCAUACUAAGAGACAAGUGAUGAUUUCAUAGGUAUUCAGUAUGUGUUAUACUGCUUCCUACUGUGUGCCAUAGAAGGUGUAUGCAUUUCCUCAGAAAUGCAGUUGUUGUUAAUGAUACAAGUGAAUACAGUGAUUAAAAUAUAACAAGACAAUUACGGAUCAAUAGCUGUGUGUUCCAAAUGCUACAGGAUAAUGAAAUAAAAUCCCAGUAUUUUUCUUCUUUUAAUGUAAAGUCAUGUUACAGAGACUGAGUGUUCUACAAAUGCCACAAAAUUUCAGGUUUUUAAGAAGAUUCUCAUUGCCUCUGCCAAGAAAAUUGGUUCUAGACUUCUGUCUGAGAAUAUGAAAGAAAAGGAAGAAUGUGUGUGGAUUUAAAAUCACUGUAUUUAUCAAGUUGUGGAGUGAGAAAUACUGGGGAAAUAGCUUGCUCUGUUGCUCAUUGUAGAUCUACUACAAAUUGUUUCUGAUGCAGCUGAGAAAAAUGCAGACCCUUAAAAAGGAACACGGACCUGUUGACACAAGUAGCAAUGUGGACAAAAUCAUGGUACUUAAGUCUACCUUAGCUGAAGUGUCUGAAGAAUUGUCUACAAAUGAAGAUAUAUUACUUACUGAAGCAAGUAGCGGAAAAAGCAAAUCUUCAGCUUGCCGGAGAAAGCGAGAAUUCAUUCCAGAUGAAAAGAAAGAUGCUAUGUAUUGGGAGAAAAGGCGGAAAAAUAAUGAAGCUGCCAAAAGAUCUCGUGAAAAACGACGACUGAACGACCUUGUCUUAGAGAACAAACUAAUUGCCCUGGGAGAGGAGAAUGCCACUUUGAAGGCGGAGCUGCUUUCAUUGAAGCUAAAGUUUGGUUUAAUUAGUUCUGCAGCCUAUGCCCAAGAGAUACAGAAACUCAGUAGCUCAACAACUGUGUAUUUCCAAGACUACCAGAGUUCCAAAUCAAAUAUUAGCUCAUUUGUAGAUGAACAUGAACCAUCUAUAGUUGGUAGCAGUUGUAUUUCUGUCAUCAAACAUUCUCCUCAAAGCUCAAUGUCCGAUGUGUCUGAAAUAUCAUCCGUAGAGCACACUCAACCAAGUCAUAUACAAAGCAACUGCAGAAGUCCUGAAAAUAAAUUCCAGAUUAUAAAACAGGAGCCCAUGGAAUUAGAGAGAGAGACAAGAGAUGACAGAGGUUCAUAUAAGGCAUCCAUAUAUCCAAACUACAUGGGAGCUACCUUUAAUGUGUACUCACAUUCUCCUCCUCUCCUGCAAGUUAAUAGGUCCUCCAGUAAUUCCCCCAGAACGUCAGAAACUGAUGAUGGUGUAGUUGGAAAGUCAUCUGAUGGAGAAGAUGAACAGCAGGUUCCUAAGGGUCCAAUCCAUUCCCCAGUUGAACAUAAAAAUGUUCAUGCAACAGUUAAAGUUCCAGAAGUGAAUUCUUCAGCUUUGCCUCACAAGCUUCGAAUUAAAGCCAAAGCCAUGCAAGUUAAAGUGGAAGCAAUGGAUAAUGACUACGAUGCAACACAGAAAUUGUCAUCACCCAUUGACAUGUCCUCAAAAAGACAUUUUGAGCUUGAAAAACAUGGUGCACAAAAUUUGGUGCAUUCUUCUCACACUCCCUUCUCGGUUCAAGUGACUAACAUCCAAGACUGGUCACUUAAACCAGAACUCUGGCAUCAGAAGGAACUCAAUGUAAAAAUUCAGAGUGGUUGCAAAACUGGAGUUGUUGAAAUAAAAGACAAUAUCUACAAUGUCUCUGAGUCAGAGAACCUGUAUUUGAAGCAGGGCAUAGCAAACUUAUCUGCAGAGGUUGCUUCACUUAAAAGACUUAUAACUACACAACAAAUCUCUGCUUCAGACUCUGGUUAAGUUACUACUGAAUAAAGGCUUACUGUUUUAAAGGAUGUCAUUUGCAGUAGAUCAAUAUGUUUUGUAUUAUGCUGAAUUUUCACUGGACUUGUGAUGUCAUUUCACUGUAACGUUCACAUAAUGUCUGAUUGGUGUCUUUUUGUGCACAAAUUAUUAUGAAGACUAGGUUGUGUUAUGAUCACUAUGCCUUGUGUAUAGCCAAGUAGCCUGUACAAAGGCUGUAUAUAGUGAACUUAAUUUUCUUUCUGUUCUACUAUAAAGCCUGCAAGUUACCAGUUACAAUAAAAUAUUGGUGACAAACACAGAACACCUACUCCAGUUCAGUUGAUUUUAUGAACUUGUAAAUAAGUUGUUAAUUAAAUAAUGGCUUUUUCUUACACUGUGCUCAACUUCACUUACAUGUUUGGUUUUUACAGCCUAACAACCAAAUUACAAUUUACAACAUCUGUAAUCCUUCUGGCCACCUUUUUCCUUAACAUGUUUUUUAGAAGAGAAUAGAAAUAAAGUGAGUAUUUAUAAAUGAAACAGUACCAAUUUAUAGCCUUAGCCUUCUUUAACUUAUUUAUUAGUAGAAGUCAACCAAAACCCACACAAAUUCUAACCCAGUAACUAUCUAAUAUCAACAACCUUUUUUCUCCUUCUAUCUCAGAUGAGACAGUAAUGAGUUUCCUGAGUGGUUUAUUGUGAUGAACCGUAUUUUCACUAAUAUAACUUGGUGUUUAGAUGAAAUUAGUUAAGUUGGAUUUGUGCAUCUGCAAAGUUUUCAGAGCCUUGCAGUGAGAGAAUUGGGCAGCUCCAUCUUUGCCAAGGGGUGGCUUCUGCGUGCAAGGGGUGCAGGGGUGGAAAGAAGCAUGCACGAAGGCUGCAUAAAAGAGUCUGUCCCUCCUGCAUACCAUGGUUCUUUCCAUGCAGACCAUGGGCCACCUGUAGAUGAAGGAUAAGGCUACUGGAUCUGUAAACUCUGAGCUCAACUAGGCAAAUAUCUACAUAAGGGGCAGGCAAUCGUAGUAGCAGAGUUAGAGGAGAUCAUCUGCUGUUUUAGUUCCCAGUGUGGGACAUAAUGCAAUUGUAAGUAUGAAGUAAGACUUACCACCAAUUUGGCCUUGGUUUCAAUGGCUUAGUUAACUGAACUGGAAUACCCUGACUCACUACAGGGCAUUUUGCAAGAACUUCUUAACUGUAAAAUAGAGACUAUGUAAAGAACUGCACAAUCCAGAUACUGCUAGCCCCUUACAAUUUAUGCAGAUGAUAAGUUCUUCAGUUGAUGACUGGACAGGGCCGUCGUGCUCCUUGUCUUUGAGAAGUGCCAUUGAACCAUGGAGACUAGAAUUGGAUCACAUAUCCUUGGUUUGGCUUACCGAAGUCUUUCAUUUUAAAAUUAAAAAUAAUUUAUAAAUAGAGCAUAGACUUGGCAGAGGUUCUUUUCAUGAUACUUUCCCCUUCUUUUAACGUACUAACGUACUAAUAAAUCAGACUAACAAAUAAGCUUUUCCUCAAAAGGCUUUUUAUUAAUUGCCAUACUGUAUAAUGAAUGGAACCGUUCCAUAGACUUAAAAUACUAGUUAAGAAAACAAUAUGUAGGUAUUGUUUUUUAAAUUCAUACUUGACUUGAGUGAGAGGAAGUUUGUCAAUUUUUUGGGGAUAUGAAGAGGAGUCUGAGUUACUCCUGAUAGCUCUGAAGCUUGGUCCAGCAGUCAAGGCAAUGGCAGAACUCCCUGAUGUCAGCAAGGCCAGGAUUCACUUCUGUACCUUUUCAGGAGCUGAUGAUUCACAGCCAUGUUCUGGGAGGACCUUGGCACAGAAAUCACUGGUACUUUCUGAGCUUUUUUGAGCCUUCUAACUGCUGUGCUGUAUUUGUGGCAUUCAGAGUUAAUAAACUGUUAUUCUUUUUUCAUGCCUUAAUAAUACAAUAGACCCCAUAGCUGGGCUCUGUAUGUAUUUGGUAAUUAAUAUAGAUGACAUUUCAAUGUUACUGAAAAUAAGCUCAGGAUUAUUGCAUGAAAUGUAAAAAUUUGCAUUGAAUGAUGGGGAUAUGAGACAUGAGGCAGUGAUUGCUACUGUCUCUUUGCUUGCUAAGUAUCUUCUGUAAGCAACAAUAAAAUUCUUUAAAUAUUUUGCAUAUUAUUUAUCACAUGUAAUGUGUUCAAGGAGAGGACUUAAAACUCUCAGUGUUGCCAUCUAUGUAAGCCUAGAUCUAUUGGGUUUUUUUUCCAUUUCUUGUUACAGUUGUUUGUCAUAAUGGAAGAAUGUUGUCCUCUUUCUAGCUCAUUAUAUAUUUUGUGUAUCUGUUUUGUGCAAUUAAUACUUAACAGUAAUGAUGUAGUUAAUUUGUUGAAGGAUGUCAUUGCAAGAAAGUUAUAGCAUGGAGCUUAGGAGCACAAUCAGAUGUUAUUUAUACUCCCUUUAUACCUUAGUGUUAUGCUUCAUUUGAAGAAAGAAAUAAAUAAUUUGUCUUUUGUUCAAAACCA
This is a messenger RNA of Harpia harpyja (harpy eagle), 6790 nucleotides long. RefSeq names its product nuclear factor, interleukin 3 regulated (gene NFIL3). The transcript is spliced from 2 exons. Gene Ontology annotation, molecular function: DNA binding; DNA-binding transcription factor activity. Gene Ontology annotation, biological process: circadian rhythm; transcription by RNA polymerase II; regulation of DNA-templated transcription. Lineage: Eukaryota; Metazoa; Chordata; Aves; Accipitriformes; Accipitridae. Bases 2946 to 4322 code for a protein of 458 amino acids. The record is from RefSeq and is a predicted model, not a curated record. Gene Ontology annotation, cellular component: nucleus.